This is a messenger RNA of Nomia melanderi (Alkali bee), 1241 nucleotides long. RefSeq lists its product as uncharacterized. Gene Ontology annotation, molecular function: Toll binding; growth factor activity. NCBI's taxonomy places the organism in Eukaryota, Metazoa, Arthropoda, Insecta, Hymenoptera, Halictidae. Gene Ontology annotation, biological process: innate immune response; central nervous system formation. Gene Ontology annotation, cellular component: extracellular region. The record is from RefSeq and is a predicted model, not a curated record.
CCGGCCUCGAAAAACGCAGGAUCAGUCGGUGAAAAGUCGCCUAUGCUGCCAGUUUCGUGUCCCACUAGUGAUCGCUUCUAUUUACAUUUGAUUAACAAUAAAAUAGUUUCACAUAUAACAGUCAUAAGAAAAAACGAAAGUUAAUCUAGAUUUUUAGUGAAUCCAAUAUAAUCACGAAAAUAUUAGUAAUUUUAAAUCACAUUGUUCUUCAAAAAUAAACAAGGUGUAUUAUAUUUGUGUACGAUGAAAGAAGAGAUGCACAUGUUUACUGUACUUAAAAUUUCAAUUUUCUUAUUGAUUCUUAACAAUGUUUACUGUCAGAUGCAAUUGUACGAGCAAUCCCGUCGGCCUUACUACUAUUACAGAAGCCUUGACAAGCAACCUUCAGUGCCUCGCAACAACGAUUCCGAGGCCCGUACUCCUUUAAGAAUUGCUUGGGGGUGGCCUUUCAACCAACAGAACAGGAAGAAAGAUGAUACCGAUGUGUUGCCGAAUGACAAGUUCAUUUAUCCCGAUGAUGUAUUCGAUAAACCUAAACUCGGACCAGCUCCUUCCUGUAAUGGACAAACAUUCUGCGAAGACGUUCCGGAUUACCCGACGUAUUUAAUAAAUGAUGCAUUCAAAAAUCAGAAAAUUACACCUUACCAAAGCGUGGACCAAAUUGAUCUGACUUUCCGGUUGAAUGAUUUUACCGGCGAAUCGCUGUGUAUAUCCACUGAGCAAGUCAUCUACCCGAAAUCAGCAGAAAAUGUAAACAAUCAAUGGUUGUAUAUCGUAAACCAUCCCAAUUAUACCCAAGGAGUACGGAUCGAGACCUGCAGGAAAAUGGGCGAAGGAUGCAGGCUGAUCGAAGGGUUCGCCGAAGGUUACACCACUUCUUGCGAGCAGAAAUACAUUCACCGAGAGCUCGCAGCGAUCGUUAAAGACGGUUCGAUUAGUCGUGAAUUGUUCCGAUUCCCAGCCAGUUGUUGUUGCCACGUUCAAUUUGUCGGCACCUCCCUCCGAAUGAGGGAGGAUAGAUCUAUCGAGAACUUACAACCCUGAAAACAACAUAAGCAUAGAUCUAAUUAAUCUAAUUAUUUAACACCAAUUUUACCACUUUUGUAUGCUUCUUCUUGCCUGUAAUAUGAAAAUUAUUACUAUUUAAUUUGAUUAAUGCUGUCGAAUCUUCUGAGACUCGUUAAUAUAUCAUCAUUGCAAAUGUCAAAAACUGUUUCCUAUUCUUAAUGAAAAUAAUAAAU